Naegleria gruberi is the source of this 764-nucleotide messenger RNA. RefSeq lists its product as uncharacterized. Gene Ontology annotation, cellular component: membrane. The record is from RefSeq and is a predicted model, not a curated record. Bases 1 to 537 code for a protein of 178 amino acids. Lineage: Eukaryota; Heterolobosea; Eutetramitea; Acrasida; Naegleriidae. The transcript has a single exon. Gene Ontology annotation, biological process: mitochondrial respiratory chain complex I assembly; response to oxidative stress.
AUGUCCAAUUAUUUUAGAGGAUUCUGGUUAGCUAAAGUUUCGCUUUGGAACGACAUCAAGACUCUUGGCUGGAGGGAAACCUUGAGAAAGGCCUACGUUCUCAGAGAAGUUUGGUGGGAAAAGGGUGAUAAACAACUUGUUGGUAAAGAUAAAUUUGGAAACACUUAUUGGCAAACAACACUACCAACAGAACUUAACAGAGGACGUUGGGUGGAGCUUGCUCGUAAGGAUAGAAUUUAUGAUGCCUCUGAUAUUCCAGCUGAAUGGCAUAUGUGGAUUCAUAGAUUGAGAGAAGAACCACCAACGGAAGCUGAAACUAAUAGAAAAGGAUUUGGUGUCAGACCAACACACACUCCAAACUAUACUGGUGAACCAGAAAAGAGACACUAUCCUCCAGGACAUUUCUUCAACCCAGAACACAAGGAUGUUUCUACUUUGGCCUACGCCCCAGAAAAGGUUCCAAAGCAACAUUUUGAAGAACUUGUUAAUCAAAAGAAAUCUACUCCAUCCACCGACGCUACUACUACCUCCCAAUAAUUCUUUCUCCCUCUUUUUUCAUCAUCACUAAUUUUACGAUAUUGUUGUUUGGAUAAUUGUAAUGAUGAAGAUAAAAUUUUCAUCAUUAUUAUUAUAUCUAUUCAACGCGUUUGUAUGAAUCAUUCAUCAUAUUGGGAUUUCAAAUAAUAAUGGAUGAGGAUUUGUAUUAUAUAAUAGUGGUGAAAUUUAGGUAAAUACAUUUGGAAAAUAAAUUUAAUUCUUUAAAA